Bombyx mori (domestic silkworm) is the source of this 1388-nucleotide messenger RNA. RefSeq names its product serine protease Hayan. NCBI's taxonomy places the organism in Eukaryota, Metazoa, Arthropoda, Insecta, Lepidoptera, Bombycidae. Gene Ontology annotation, biological process: proteolysis. Bases 113 to 1027 code for a protein of 304 amino acids. Gene Ontology annotation, molecular function: serine-type endopeptidase activity. The record is from RefSeq and is a predicted model, not a curated record. The transcript has 9 exons.
UUAGAUUCAGCGGAGGCUGCGCUACCAUGAGGGGAGGUGUACUAAGUAAGGGGGCGCCGGCGCGGCGGUCGCCGUGCGUGUGUUGUUUAGACGCCGCUGUGCGCGCACGAGCAUGUCUCGAGACGCGCUCGUGUCGUGCGCGCUGCUGUGCGCGGUGCUGUGCGCGCUGCUGCCCGCCCGGCACGGGGCUGCCGCGGCUGAUGUCGAAGGGACCCCGUGUGUCCGCGGCCGGUUCAACGGCACGUGCGUGCUUAGCAAGCGCUGCGAGACGCUCAUCCUGGACUACAGGGAUAGAUCGUUCCCGCCGGUGUGCGGGCUGCGCGGCAAGGAGCCCAUCGUGUGCUGCACCGACUGUGAGCUCGUGGACAACAUCGAUAACAUAUACCUGACGAGGAGAUACAGCCGACUCGAAAAAACAAAUAAAAAAUCUUGGGACGCUUGUAUCGAUUACGUUCUGAACAUACCUGAGUAUUUUUGUACUAGUACCGUGACGUUUAAUUUUAACAAAGCUUGGGAUUCGGAGAAGAAAUGUCACAAAAUAAGUAUUACUGCGCAGUCACCUGUAGGCGGUGAAGACGCCAAAAGAGCGGAGUUCCCCUUCAUGGCGCUGCUGGGGUUCGGGGCGAGCGCAGAGGAGGCGCAGUGGCUGUGCGGCGGGUCGGUGCUCUCCGCGCGGUACAUCCUCACGGCGGCGCACUGCAUCUCCGAGCCACGCCUGGGACCCUUGAAGUACGCAGCUCUCGGCAUCCUGAAGCGCUCCGACCCUCCUGAGAUCUGGCAGCGGCACACCCUCGCCCAGGUCAUCCCGCACCCCGACUACGCCUCGCCCUCCAAGUACCACGACAUCGCGCUCCUCAAGACCGAGAAACAAAUAAUAUUCAACGUGAACGUAGUGCCCGCGUGUUUGUACUCCGGUGUGAACAGUAAGAGAAUUGACCCAACACGAGCCCUGGCACUGGGCUGGGGCUACUUGGGGCCGCGGGAACGCUUGGCCGAUGUUCUGCAGAAGAUACUCCCCACCCUGUGACACACCAAGCUGCUUGUCGGGGAUGAAAUACGGGGACACAAUGAAUUAUAGGACAGUGAAUGCAUCGUUAGACGACUUGUUUUGUCUGAAACUGAGCUGUCUAAGCGAUAACAGACCGAAAGAUUCGCGCAAUUUUCUUUGUUAACUAGCCUCUCAAGAAUUUUAGAAGAGGUACCCAAUAUAGAUAUAUGUUUUUAAUUAUCAGGUGUAUCCCCAAAACAUACUUUAUGUGCUGGAUAAACAGAGAAAAAUUUACAAUCUUCAAGAAAUUCUCCGCUAGACAGGCUUAAUUUGAUAAUGUAGAAUAGUGGAACUAAAAUUGCAACUUUCAAUGUCUUGAUUAAAAAUAUCAUUAAUCUUA